AUGCAGAAACUUUUGGCUUACUUACUACUAUUGAUUUUCUUUCAGUGGAAAGAUGUCCUGGGCCUUAACCUUAAUCAGACCGUCGACGUGGUCAAGCUGGCCAAGUUAGUGCAGCCCUCAGGACCCCAGGGCCGUGUAAUUGGCGGCGAAGUGACCACAAGCGAAAAACUGGGAGGCUACUUGGUAGUCUUGCGCUACACCAAGGACUUCGUCUGCGGUGGGACUCUGAUCCACGACCUUAUUGUCCUGACGGCAGCCCAUUGCUUCACCGGCCGGCCCCGGAUUAGGGAAUGGACCGUAGAGGGUGGCGUUUCAAAACUCACGGAUCGGGGAAUAAUGCGCCGCGUGAAGACCAUCGUCAAAUCGAAGCAGUUUCGGGACAGUGACAUGAACAUGGACGUGGCCCUGAUUCGCCUUGAUAAAGCCAUGACCGGUAAGAAUAUUGGAAAGUUGGCCUUGUGUUCAAACCAUUUGAGGACGGGAACCUUAAUGAAAGUCUCCGGAUGGGGUAUGAUCAAGGAGGCGGGCAUGGGGCCUGAAACACUGCUGCGAACGGUAACAGUGCCAGUUUUAGGAAGAAGGAAAUGCCGUAAAGAUUAUAAGCCAACUGCCGUUUUAACUGACAGUAUGUUUUGCGCCUCGAUUUUGGGUAAAAAGGAUGCUUGCACCUUCGACUCUGGCGGUCCUCUGGUCUAUCAAAAUCAGGUCUGCGGGAUUGUGUCCUUUGGCCUGGGAUGUGCCAGUCCUAAAUAUGCAGGUGUCUACACGGAUGUGGUCUACACCAAGCCUUUCAUCGAGAAAACCAUGAAAAUAUUAUUGUAAUAUAAAAUUACAUCCUAAAAUUGGCAA
This is a messenger RNA of Drosophila bipectinata, 849 nucleotides long. RefSeq names its product seminase-like. The record is from RefSeq and is a predicted model, not a curated record. Gene Ontology annotation, biological process: proteolysis. NCBI's taxonomy places the organism in Eukaryota, Metazoa, Arthropoda, Insecta, Diptera, Drosophilidae. Gene Ontology annotation, molecular function: serine-type endopeptidase activity.